This is a messenger RNA of Pygoscelis adeliae (Adelie penguin), 746 nucleotides long. Its product is annotated as suppressor of cytokine signaling 1-like. Gene Ontology annotation, molecular function: 1-phosphatidylinositol-3-kinase regulator activity. Gene Ontology annotation, biological process: phosphatidylinositol phosphate biosynthetic process. The record is from RefSeq and is a predicted model, not a curated record. Bases 63 to 746 code for a protein of 227 amino acids. The transcript has a single exon. NCBI's taxonomy places the organism in Eukaryota, Metazoa, Chordata, Aves, Sphenisciformes, Spheniscidae. Gene Ontology annotation, cellular component: phosphatidylinositol 3-kinase complex.
GAUGCAAAGGAGGAAGCGUGGUAAAGGCAGCAUCUUUCCAGGAUCCAUGGGCUCUUUGAGAGAUGAUCAGAGGGAGGCCAGAUGAUCUGCACAACACGCGCUCCCCUGUUUCUCAUCCGCAAAGGCAGCAUCGGAGCGUUCUCCCCAGCCCCGCGCCCCCCGGCUUGCCCGAUCGUUUCCGUAUGUUUCGCAGCUGUGAGUGGGAGGUCCUGGAGCGAUCCCUCAAUAUCCUCCAGGCCAGCGACUUCUACUGGGGCCCCUUGUCCGUGGGGGAGGCUCACGCCAAGCUCCAGCGGGAGCCCGUUGGCACCUACUUGGUGCGGGACAGCUCGCAGGGGAACUGCUUGUUCAGCCUGAGCGUGCGGAUGCCGACGGGGCCUGUCAGCCUUCGGAUCUCUUUCCAGGAGGGCUAUUUCCGCCUGAAGAACUGGUUUUCAGACUGCGUGGUCCAGCUGCUGGAGCUGGUGGUGGCAGGGACCCGGAACAACCCCUUGCACUUUGAUGAGAUGGGGGGACCCCCCCUGGUCUUCUCCGAGCCCCUGUGCCGGAGCCGCCGGGCAGUGCCCACGCUGCGAGAACUGUGCUGUCGGAGCCUGCCUGCUGGCACUGCGAUGGGGCAGGGAGCAGGGCUGGGGGGCUCCUCGGGGAUGCACCCGAGGGAGGAGGUGGUCUCACCGCUGGGCGGAAGGGGAGGGUUGGGGGGGAGCGUUGUCCCCAGCCCCUCUCCAUCCUGGGCUAGGAGAUGA